AUGUCUUCAUCUAAGCAGGAGGAGCAACUUGCUCAGGAGUUGAGCUGCCCAAUUUGCCUCCAGCUCUUCUGCGAUCCGGUGGUCCUCCCUUGUGGGCACAACUACUGCCGGGCCUGCAUCUACAAGAACUCCGACACCGUGGACAUCAUGGGCAAAGCGCCGCCCCGUUGUCCGGAGUGCCGCGAGGAGUACCACAGCGUGGAGUCCCUGCAGAAGAACUUCAAGCUGUGCAACAUCAUCGAGGGCUACCGCGCCACGGCGCCCAAACCGGACGCGGAGCCCCCGGCUGACCCCGAGGAGCCGGCGGUCUUCUGCGACUACUGCAUAGAGAACAAGAGCCGGGCGGUCAAGAGCUGCCUCAAGUGCGAGAGGUGGCCAUCAAGGGCUGCGCCGUCCACCAGCGUCCCCUGGAGUACUUCUGCUCCCACGACAUGA
Messenger RNA from Menidia menidia (Atlantic silverside), 435 nucleotides. The record is from the annotation of a GenBank genome assembly. Lineage: Eukaryota; Metazoa; Chordata; Actinopteri; Atheriniformes; Atherinopsidae.